This is a messenger RNA of Austrofundulus limnaeus, 1840 nucleotides long. RefSeq names its product makorin, ring finger protein, 1 (gene mkrn1). Gene Ontology annotation, molecular function: ubiquitin protein ligase activity; metal ion binding. NCBI's taxonomy places the organism in Eukaryota, Metazoa, Chordata, Actinopteri, Cyprinodontiformes, Rivulidae. Gene Ontology annotation, biological process: protein polyubiquitination. The record is from RefSeq and is a predicted model, not a curated record.
CAACAUAAACAGAAAUGGCGGAGGCAGCAGCGGCGUCUACGGCGGCUUCAUCAGUAACAGGAGGUUGGACCAAACACGUAACCUGCCGAUACUUCAUGCAUGGUCUUUGCAAAGAAGGAGACAACUGUCGAUACUCUCAUGACCUUUCCAGCAGCAAGCCUGCAGCCAUGAUAUGCAAGUUCUUUCAGAAGGGAAACUGUGUGUUUGGAGACCGUUGCAGAUUUGAACACAGUAAACCUGAAAAGAAAGAGGAGCUGCCAACCACCCAGACGCUGCCGCUGCCUUCUGUCUCACAGGCCGGCCCAUCAGAACCUGAACCCAGUGGGCUAACACCUGGAUCAGGACAGGACUGGGUCAACGCUGCAGAGUUUGUUCCAGGACAGCCGUACUGUGGACGAGCUGAGCCGGUGAAGGGGGACAGUUCUGUCCCUCUCAUUGAAGAGGUGGACAGCGAUUCAGCCGUGGACAACAAAGACUUAAGGAAGCAGCUGUGUCCGUAUGCUGCUGUCGGAGAGUGUCGCUACGGGAUCAACUGCGCCUAUCUCCACGGAGACGUGUGUGACAUGUGUGGCCUUCAGGUCCUCCACCCGACAGACAACAGCCAGCGCUCAGAGCACACCAAGGCCUGCAUCGAAGCCCACGAGAAAGACAUGGAGAUCUCCUUUGCCAUCCAGCGCAGUAAGGACAUGAUGUGUGGCGUCUGUAUGGAGGUGGUGUUUGAAAAGUCCAACCCAAGUGAGCGCCGCUUUGGUAUCUUGUCCAACUGUAGCCACUGUUACUGUCUGAAAUGCAUCCGCAAGUGGAGGAGUGCCAAGCAGUUUGAGAGCAAAAUCAUCAAGUCUUGUCCAGAGUGUCGAAUCACAUCUAACUUUGUCAUCCCGAGCGAGUACUGGGUGGAAGAUAAGGAGGACAAGCAGAAACUGAUCCAGAAAUACAAGGAUGGCAUGGGGACCAAAGCGUGUCGAUACUUCGACGAGGGACGUGGAACGUGUCCUUUCGGCUCAAACUGCUUCUACAAACACGCCUUCCCCGACGGCCGCCUGGAGGAAGCUCAACCACAGCGACGACAGACCGGCUCCACCAGCAGGAACCGGAACUCGCGGCGGACGCCUCUGUGGGACAUCUUCGACGAGCGGGAGAGCACGGACUCGUUCGACACGGAGGACGAGGAGAUGGUGACGUUCGAGCUGAGCGAGAUGCUCCUCAUGCUGCUGGCUGCAGGAACCGACGACGAGGUGACAGAUUCAGAGGACGAAUGGGACUUGUUUCACGAGGAGCUCGACGAUUUCUAUGAGAUUUACCUAUAGCGCUCUGACCCCCUAAGCCCCUCCCCCCUAAUAUAUACUAGACACUAGAAUGGACUGUCUUGUGUGAGUGAUGGACAGUAGCUUCCCCCUGUAUCGUGGCAGUGCCUUUAAGCAGGCCAUUAUUAAAUAAAGGAACUUAUAAAAGCUAAAAAAGAAGAAUCCCCUCAGUGCACUCGUGCUAAACAUUUUAUAGCCCUCUGUCCUCGUGAGUCUCCUGUGUUUAUGUUAAAUGAGGAAAUAAAACUCAGUAUAAAGUUUAACAUAAAUAACCCUGAUCGGAUAUAUAAUAAACAUUGUCAAGUUUGUGGGCGUGGGUUUGACUUGUUUCUUACCGAUCCAGAUGUUUGUACAGAUUUGAGACUUGUUUACUGUAACUGGUGAUCAGCAUUGUCGAAGGUUUUACACACUGUUUCUGAAGGCCGGAACUUCUCUGUUUAUAAAAGCUGCUCAGAGCCAAUAUAUAUUGUGCUGAUAUUAAAUAAAUUGACCAUAUCCACUUUUAUGUUGUGCAUAAAAAGUAUCCAGUGCUCCAA